Molecule: messenger RNA, 1902 nt
Organism: Linnemannia hyalina
Lineage: Eukaryota; Fungi; Mortierellomycota; Mortierellomycetes; Mortierellales; Mortierellaceae
Source: the annotation of a GenBank genome assembly
AUGUCAGCAUCAACCACAACAAUCCGUCCAGUCACCAAGACACCAACGGUAACAAAACCGGCAACAGUAGCACCGACUAAAACAGCAACCGGAACUGCUCGCACCACAACAAAAGCUGCCGCAACGACUGCACGAGGCACUAGAACAACAACCCUCCGCAUAACUACCGCCACCACCGCAACCAUCUCCCCAUCGCCCACCCCUGAACAGCCAGCCUCGGGAGGUCUUGCUCCAGGUGCCAUUGGCGGUAUCGCAGGCGGUGCUGUGGCUCUGGUGGCCCUUGUCGGGGUUCUGUUCUACAAGCGCCGCAAGAGGACUACGGCGGCCGGAGCCGCGUUCAAGAAAGGCGACGGUAGCAAGGAGGAGCCCAUCUACAUGCAUGCCACCAACUACUCCAGCAAUAAUCAUAAAAACCCGCCCUCCAAUAACGCCAUCUCGGGUCCCAUGGCCUUGACUGCCGAGUCCGACUAUGAGGCACCCGCCGCCGCUGCGGCCGCUGCCGUUGCUGCACCUUCGCCCUAUGGACGACCAUCGCAACAGGACAACAGCCGUGGAGGGCUUCCUGGGGCUGGCCCCUAUGGCGGCCCAGGAGGCGACAAUAGAGACGAUAACAAUAACAACAACCGCAACUAUCCCGGCGGUGAUCACAAGAGCAAACAGGACGACCUGUAUAACAAUAGUAACAACAAUAAUAACAGUCGGUCGCCUCGCUCUCCUCACGACGACAAAGUUCCCCUGCAGCACGACUAUUACGACGACGUCCAGGAUUACUACGACGGUCCUCAAGAACCUAUUGGUGCCCAACGCUCGGCUGUUACCCCUCGAGAUCUGGUCCAAGGCAACCUGACCCCUGCUCCUGAGUACUACCUUGGCAAGGCGGAUAUUGACCCUCGGCGCGACCUUCGUGGACUGGACGAGCCCGAGACGUACAUUCGGAAAGCCAACAUGAACAACAAUAGUAACCAAGAACCACCUGUCGACCAGCAGGGCCUAGCCAGAAACCGUCGGUCGUCCGUCUCGUCCGAUGGCGAAAGUGCCUACAUGACCCUGGAGCAGGCCCAACAAGCACACAAUAAGAAGAUGCAAGGCCACAAGGAGAGCAUCGGAUCUGUCAGCAUGUUAAUCGAUACCUCGAACAAGAACCAUAAACCCAAUCGCGUAGAAGAACUUCAGUCACCUGGAACCCCAAGUUUUGCCCACGACAACGCCUCGAUUGCCAUGUCGGAUUCUGUCAUGUCGAUGAUGCCCUCUUUGCCAGCUAUCAGCAGUCCUAUGCCCUACAACAAUAACAAUGGAGGAAACAACAAGCCCUCAUCAAGACCCAAGGAGUCUGGCCCCAUGUCCCCAGGCGGCUAUGACGACCCCUAUGCCGAGAGUGCGUUCAGCGAGGACUUUAGUUCCUACCCCAACAGUCCUCACUACGCUCCUUACAAUGGCGCCCAUCCGUCGCAGCAGCAUCCUUACCCACAGCAUCCAUCAAGAUCUCAUUCUCCUUUCCCUCCAGGUCCCAACGGUUCAGGCGGCGGUUAUGGCGGAUACCCUCAACAGGGCGGCAGUGGUUAUCGCGGCAAUGGCUAUGGCCCAGGACCAAACCAAGGUGGAUACCCUGGCUCUCCUCCCCAUAAUGGCUAUGGCGGCGGUGGUGGUCGACCCCAGCGUGGCCCCGGUGGUCAUCAUGGCGGUCCACCCGGUUAUGGCGGAGGCGGUGCUCCUGGUUGGAAUGGUCCCGGAUAUGGACCUGGAGGUCCAGGUGGACGGGGCCCUCCUCCUCCUUCCAACUACAGCCCUGGAAACGGCUACAACAACGGAUACCCACCACAGGGUGCCAGUCCUGGCCCUGGAGGCUACAGACAACCCCCUUCACAGCAGCAGCGCGAUCCUUAUUAUGGCCGUGCCUAUUAG